AUGUCGUCGAAAACGAGUAUCAGGCCAGUUGAAGAUAUCGUCGGCUACACAUUCAAGUCAAAACCUCUUCUCUUAAAGGCGCUCACUGCCGCGGGGUCAGAGCUCAACGAUUAUGACGGCAACAGGAGACUGGCACAACUUGGAACUGCCUUGGUUGAAUUCCUUCUCGUUUACAUUGGCUAUAGGCAAAACGUUCCCAGGGAUCAUACCACCCGAUUUAAAAUUCGGUUUGGCGGUAGCAAACAUCGCGCCGCUGUUGCAAAGCGCACUGGCAUCGAUAGCUAUAUCAGCUACAGCUCGAGGUCAGGCGCAAAAGCGCCAACCGUUCUUGCUAAGUCUUUGAACGCGAUUAUAGCUGCUACCUUUGUGGACUCGAGGGAUAUUGCGGUUGCUUUCAGAGCCAUGUUACGCCUAGGUGUUCUGGUCGAAGAGAACGGCUGUAUUAACCCAAGGCUGUUAAUGCUUGACCAGGGGGAACCUUGCGAGACGGUAUGGUCGAUUAUGAAUUUGCUUAUUGGCGGGGAUUUUGUGGAUAUCAAUUCGCCUACCGAGGGAUGCAUUAAUCCCUCCCAACCAUUCAAUGAUUCUGGUUUAAAUCCGCUUGCGAUAGAAGAUGAAACCUUUUGCCCAACAGUGGCUGAAAAUGGCCAUGAUUCGGGGCUUGAGACUACGUUGGAAACGGAGCAAGGCGGAGGAAAUUCUAGCAUUUCCGAACCGCAAAAUGACCAAAUUAUGGCGGAUCUGAUGGGGGGUAGGAGCCAACACCAGGAGACUACAUGCUGCCCGGAAGCCUCGCUGUUGCUCAAUAGCCAAAACAAGCCAAGCCAAGCGCAGGCAAGAAAUAUCGCCUCCGAUGGCAUUGCUGGAUCUUUAUCUGCCCAAGACAAUAAAGGAGCAAGAAACUUAUCUGACAACGCUUUUUCUCGCGGUAAUGCUACAAGAAGAAAGAGGCCAGCCAAAUCAGUUGAAAACUGUGCAUAUCCCAAGAAACCCGCAUAUGCUUUGCGAACAAUCGACGACCGGCUUGGACAAUUCCUCGUUCACGAAAAUGAAAAAUGCAAAGCUCAAGGACUCCAACCUCCGAGCGAAACUUUUUUCACACCUCACAUCCAAGAGCGUGUGUUGGGUCUUGGCAGCGGUACCAUAGAUGUUUUGGGGAUGACUGUGGCCACUAUUGCAAGCGCACAAUCUGUCAUCACCCUCCAAGAAGCCCUUCGAUACAAGCGAGCUCAGACCGGCUAUGCAUUGUGCCAAUUAAAACGAGGGAUUUCUUGCCGCGAUCGGAUUCAAAUCAUCGAGAAACUGGAUCAAAGUAUCGUCUAUGCACACCUACUUAGACGAUACCACGUUCUCGAACUGUUUGAAGAGUGUGGAGGCCCUGACAAUGGGUGGAACAAUGGCUUUGUUCUCACAACUCCUCUUGAUUUUAAACAGGCCACGAGAAAAUCCGGAAAUCCAGUAAACAAUGCUGACUCUGAAGUUACAAAAACCAUGAUGCAGAAGUGUUUCCCGGAGGUGCAACCGUCCGCGGAAAACUAUGUAGCCAAGUAUCGAGCUAUGAAAAGGCUACGAAAACUUGGUGAACGACUUCAUUUCAUGACGACCAAAUUUGGUAGAGGUGUGCUUGGGCUCUUGCUGGAUGGUAGAGAGACGCAUGAAGAAAUUGGGAUUUCAGACAACAUGAUUCUUGCUGUUCCUGAUACAGAAUUUGCGGAGUACGUUUCGGUUCUCGAUACAUCACAGGGGGCUGCCCUCCGUGAAUUUAGUGACGCAGUAUUGAGGCUUGUUAAUGCACUACUUUAUGGUACACUACCGGACAGCGAAACAACGCUUGAAAGGGCCGAGAAAAAGGAGAUCUUAGCUUGCGCGAAGGGAUCUCGGGCCUUAUUGAGCUUUCUCCAACCACUCUGA
Messenger RNA from Nannizzia gypsea CBS 118893, 1911 nucleotides. RefSeq lists its product as hypothetical. Lineage: Eukaryota; Fungi; Ascomycota; Eurotiomycetes; Onygenales; Arthrodermataceae. Gene Ontology annotation, molecular function: ribonuclease III activity. The record is from RefSeq and is a predicted model, not a curated record. Bases 1 to 1911 code for a protein of 636 amino acids. The transcript is spliced from 4 exons. Gene Ontology annotation, biological process: RNA processing.